Myodes glareolus (Bank vole) is the source of this 1622-nucleotide messenger RNA. The record is from RefSeq and is a predicted model, not a curated record. Lineage: Eukaryota; Metazoa; Chordata; Mammalia; Rodentia; Cricetidae.
GCCUCUCGACCCAGGCCCCGCCCACCCUGCCCACCCCAGUCCCGGAGCUAUCAUGUGGCCCCUAGUGGCUGCCUUCGUUUGCCUGACCGUGGGCUUGUCCGGAGGAAUCUCCCGGGACUACCCCAAGAUUCUCAAUGGUACCAAUGGAACCAACGGUUUUCUCCCGGGUGGCUACACCUGCCUCCCCCACUCUCAGCCGUGGCAGGCAGCUCUCCUGGUCCGUGGACGGCUUCUCUGUGGAGGUGUUCUUGUUCACCCCAAAUGGGUACUCACAGCAGCUCACUGCAGGAAAGAAGGGUACACAGUUCACCUAGGCAAGCAUGCCCUGGGGCGUGUGGAGAAUGGCGAGCAGGCAAUGGAGGUGGUCCGCUCUAUCCCCCAUCCUGACUACCAGGUCAGCCCCACCCACUUGAACCACGACCAUGAUAUCAUGCUUCUGGAGUUAAAGUCCCCAGUCCAACUCAGCAGUCACAUCCGUGCUCUGCCACUCUCCCCGGAUGACUGCCUGCCCACUGGCACCUGCUGCCGCGUUUCCGGCUGGGGCACCACCACCAGCCCCCAGGUGAAUUACCCUAAAACCCUGCAGUGUGCCAACAUUGAACUGCGCUCAGACGAGGAGUGCCGACAGGUGUAUCCAGGAAAGAUCACUGCUAACAUGCUUUGUGCUGGUACCAAAGAAGGCGGGAAGGACUCUUGUGAGGGUGAUUCAGGGGGCCCAUUGGUUUGCAACGGCAAACUCUAUGGCAUCAUCUCAUGGGGAGAUUUUCCAUGUGGACAGCCCAACCGACCUGGUGUCUACACACGAGUCUCAAAAUAUCUGCGUUGGAUCUGGGAGACAAUCAGAAACACUCCGAAGCAGAGAUGGACAAGGGGCAGACAAUAAAACUGGGUUAAUUUGCCUGCCUCCCUCCCCCACUGUGCCUAUCUCACGGUGUGCUCCUCCCUUUUCUGUCCCCUGUGCCCUAAGUGUCCCUUUGGAGCCAUGUGCUCACAUUCACUACCAGCCACAUCCCCUCUACUAGCCUUGAAACGCCUCAUUAACUAGAGUACCCCAACUCAAAUGCCAUCUGAGUCCACAGCUCCAUCAUCACGGCUUCCAUAAACUGGAGUUUAUGCCUGUGUAUCCCAACUCUGUCUAUCCUAUUCAGGCCACUCAUGAGCAUUCUUAGAUAGACCUUCCCUGACAGCUUCUUGGAUCCCUCAAAAUAUUUACCCUCUGACAACACUGUGUGUUUUAUAUUCAAGAAGGUUCUAGAUUCCUUACAUUCUGAAAGUUUCUCUUGUCCAGAGUCCUCUGCCCCGACCACAUCCUAUGCUCUUCAAGAUGACUCAUCACAACUACUCUAGACCCUCUUCAUAACUCACUCCUGCUCCGACAUCCCAACGCAAACUACAUCCCACAUUCUAUUCCUUCUCCGAUAUCUCUACACGAACUACAUCCCACAUUCUAUUCCUGCUCUGACAUCCCCACACAAACUACAUCCCACAUUCUAUCCCUGCUCCGACAUCCCUACACAAACUACAUCCCACAAUCUAUCCCUGCUCCAACAUCCUGACACAAACUACAUCCCACAUUCUAUUCCUGCUCCGACAUCCCGACACAAGCUACAUCCCACAUUCUA